CAUUCAACAUAUGUUGAAUCUAUUUUUUAACUGUUUUCGUAAUCGCCAUUAUUCAAACCUGGACUCGUAAAAACCUCGAGACAUUUUGAUAAUAUUUCUAUUAUAACUAUUUCGUAUUUUCGCGACAAUUCAUUUCGAUACAUUUUCGAUUAUCGAUAAAUAGUCAAGUGUCCGCCAACUUUAAUGUCAUUCUCACACUAGAUACAAAUUGUGAUGUAAUGGAUCCAGUACUUGUCCAGAAAUGUUUUUAGGAUGAAAAUGUGGCACCUGAUUUGUCGAUGAUAAAAUUAAUUUAUCUAUCAUUUGCGAUAAAAUUAUUUAUAUGAUUAUUGUCCACCACGUGAGUUGGUUAUUAAGAAUUUUUAAUAAUUGGAGGAUAUUCAUAUUGUUUUUAUAUAAAUAAAAAACAAUGACUGCACUGGGUUCAGUUCGUUAUAAAUGGCGGGUUGAUGUUUCAAGUCUGUUACAAAAAUGGGAUUAUUCCGAUUUAUUUUUUAUCGAAGGAAUAAACGAUGUUGCCUUUUCAAUUGGCGCUAUGAUAAAUAACGGUUAUUUGGAUGUCUUGGUACGGAAAAAUAAUUUGAAAUCAGCUAAGGCUGUUAUACAAAUAGGGGUCCCUAGAUUAAUUAAAGAAACAGAAAUUAAUGACUGGAAGGACAAUUGCGGUUUUAAUAAUUAUUUAAACCAAGCUGAGCCCAACGGUCCUAGUGAAAGUCGGAUUGAUUUAUCUCAUGUUUCUAGCUUAUCUUUUGUUUGUAAGAUUACUUGGUAUGGUUUUGUUGAAGGAGUUUCUGGGGGUAACUUUUAUCAAGAAUUACAGCAGUUUCACAAAGCAACUGAAUUCAGUGAUGUCAUACUGUCAGUUGAUGGUGCCGAAUUACCAGCACACAAGAUUAUUUUAUCAUCCCACAGUCCAGUACUGCAUGCGAUGCUAACAGCAGAUAUGAAGGAAAAGAAAGAGAGUCGAAUUAACAUUGAGAAUUUUGAGGUAGAUGUCAUCAAUGAAAUGUUGACGUAUUGUUACACUGGCGAGACAAAAGCUAGCGAAGAUGUUGAUAUUGCAUUGAAAAUGCUUGAGCUAUCAAAUAUGUAUCAAAUAAAUAAGCUCAAAGAUAUUUGCGAGCAGACAUUGUUAAAUAAUAUCAAAGUCGAUAAUGUCUUGGUCAUUCUCGUUGCCGCUGAUGAUUUCAAUGCACAAAAGUUAGUUGACGAAUCAAUUAAAUUCAUGGCAAUUUCAAGGUCAAAUUACUGUCAAUUUCGAGCUAAAGUGGCUAUCGGGGUAGAGCUACCCCCAUGGUUUUAAAUCUAAAGAAAUUUAUACCUGAUUUCUGUUCACUUCAGUAUGUCCUGGGAUUUUCAACCGAGACUCGCUUAUACUAUUUUAAAUACAGUACUAUACUGAGAUAUUUAUUUCUACUCGUAGCACGUGGCUUCAAGACGUGAAAAACAAGUGAAACGGUCGCAUAUUAUUUUUUUAUGCAAAAAUUAAUUAUCUUAUUAAUUUAUCAAUCGUUUGCUGUAAAACUAUUUUUAUGAUUAUUGUCCGCCACGUGAGUUGGUUAUUAAGAAUUUUUUAUAAUUAGAAGAGAUCCAUAUUGUUUUUAUAUCAAUAAAAAAACAAUGACUGCACCAGGUUCAGUUUUAUAUACAUGGGGUAGACUUUAUUUACGUUGGUCAGGAGACUGGGAUUAUUCCAAUUUAUUUUUUAUUGAAGGAGUAAACGAUGUUGCCUUUUCAAUUGGCCUUAAAAGGGAAGGCGAAUAUGUAAAUAUAUGUGUACGAAAAAAUAAUUCGAAAUUAGCUAAGGCUGCCAUACAAAUAAUGAUCUUUGAAGAAGACAAAAAGAUCGAAAUUAAUGACUGGAAAGAAGAUUACAUGUUUAGUAACUGUUGGCCCAUAACUAAGUUUUUUUCUUCAUUAUGUUUUAGCAUUACUUGUAAAAUUACUUGGUAUGGUUUUGUUGAAGGAGUUUCCGAGGGUAACUUAUAUAAAAAAUUACAGCAGUUUCACAGAGCAACUGAUUUCAGUGACGUCAUACUGUCAGUUAAUGGUGCCGAAUUACCCGCACACAAGAUCAUUUUAUCAACCCACAGCCCAGUAUUUUUUGCGAUGCUAACAGCAGAUAUGAAAGAAAAGAAAGAGAGUCGAAUUGAAAUUGAGAAUUUUGAGGUAGAUGUCAUCAAUGAAAUGUUGACGUAUUUUUACACUGGCAAAACAAAAGCUAGCGAAGAUGUUGAUACUGCAUUGAAGAUGCUUGAGCUAUCAGAUAUGUAUCAAAUAAAUGACCUCAAAGAUAUUUGUGUGCAGGGAUUGGUAAAGAAUAUGAAGGUAGAUAAUGUCUUGUUCAUUCUCGUUGCCACUGAUGAUUUCAAUGUACCAAAGUUAGUUGACGAAUCAAUUAAAUUCAUGGUAAAUAACCGUAAAGAAGUUGUUAAACUUCCUGAAUUUGAAGAGUUAUUAAAACAUAAAACGGAAAUUAUGUGCAAGUUUAUUCGUGCCAGUUUUGAAACUUAACUUUGAAUAUUUUUUGUAAAGCAAAUUUAUUUCUUCAAUGAAAUCUUGAGAAUAAUUUUUCAGAAGAAAAUUAUCAUUAUAUUACUAUCAAUAUCGGUAGUUGUUACUCUGUCGAAUUUCAGAGGAGAACUCGUCAAAAUCGUUUUCAAGUUUGGAAUAUAAUAAUUAUCUUACUAAAGACACCACAUGCGGCUGGCCGCGAUCUCGUGGCGAGCACUGAACUACUUCAUUAUUUUUUGUAAAGCAAAUUAAUUUUUUCAAUAAAAACUUCAAACAAAUUGUUGAAAAGAAAAAUAUUUUGAUUAUUUCCAUACGUUUUUAUAUCUUUAAUUUAAUAAAUGUAAAAAUAAGAAAUGUAUCAUUAAUUUUUUGUAAAAAAGACGAAAAUAUUUAAAUAUCUUUGCUAUUUAUCAGUUACUAUAUCUCAAAAUAUUUAAAACUUAUGAAUCAUAAAUUUUAACAGAUGAUUUUUUUUAAAUUUACUGUAAAGA
Molecule: messenger RNA, 3005 nt
Organism: Microplitis mediator
Lineage: Eukaryota; Metazoa; Arthropoda; Insecta; Hymenoptera; Braconidae
Product: protein roadkill-like
Exons: 5
Coding region: 410-1303 (297 amino acids)
Biological process (GO): proteasome-mediated ubiquitin-dependent protein catabolic process; regulation of proteolysis
Cellular component (GO): cytoplasm
Molecular function (GO): ubiquitin protein ligase binding
Source: RefSeq, a predicted model, not a curated record